Mercurialis annua (annual mercury) is the source of this 1999-nucleotide messenger RNA. RefSeq lists its product as uncharacterized. Lineage: Eukaryota; Viridiplantae; Streptophyta; Magnoliopsida; Malpighiales; Euphorbiaceae. Bases 820 to 1905 code for a protein of 361 amino acids. The record is from RefSeq and is a predicted model, not a curated record. The transcript is spliced from 2 exons. Gene Ontology annotation, molecular function: zinc ion binding; nucleic acid binding.
UUUGGCGAAUCUCUAUUGUUUUCUGUAUUGAAGGCUUUCUCUUGAACUGUUCUUUGUUGAAGGUUGUUCUUGUAAUAAGAGCUUUGGAUGUAGCCUAUGCUUUAUGUAUUCUCUUCACCUUAGCCCAAAUUUCAAAGUUAUUGCAUUAGUACAUUGAUAAUUGUUAGAAUUAUAGUGUGAAUACUUAGUGUGAAUACAUCAUAUAUGGCAGCAUGUUUAUAGGGAUUAGAUUAGCAUGUUUAUAGGGAUUAGAUUAGCUUAAUUUUAGGAAUUGCUUUCCUUUCUCUUAGCAUCUACUUGUGUAUAAAUACCUAUUGAUUUCUCUAAUACAAUUCAUUGAGAAUUCAACUCAACUUUAGUGUUUCUGAUUACAUGGUAUCAGAGCUGCCCUAGUGUGCAGAUCCUUUUUUUUUUGGUUUGCCCCUGUGCGCAAACAGUUCAGUUAUUCAGUUCAGGAACUAGGGUUCAACUUUCCUUCUUGUGACCAAUUUCUGGCCAUCAUCUAAUCUCACCACCCCUCCCACAAGACUCGCCGUCCUCCGAUCUGUCGAAAUCUGCUGCUCCGGUUUCUGUUCCUCCAGCCACGCGCCGCCGCCUCCCGCCACGCUCCGCCACGUGCCGGCGAGUGGAACCACCUCCGACCACCGGUUCAUCUCCGACCGACUUCUUUUCAUAUCAGCACUUUAUUUCCAGCCUACCCAUCCGGUCAGUUUUCAGUUACUGAGAUAUUUUUUUUUUGUGAACCUAAAGUGUGGGUAAAGGGCUACUUCUGUAUUAUUAUUUUUUUGUGAUUGCUGAAAUUGUGUUUGGUGUGAUAAUAUGGCUGAAGGAAAGAAAAAUGAACCUAAUAAACCUAUGGUUAGUGGUAUUAUGGCAGUAUCUCCUAGGAUUACUGAUCAUAAAUUGACUGGGGCGUCCAAUUAUGUUGAUUGGUCCACUAAUGUUACGUUGUAUCUUCGGAGUAUCAGAAAAUCACGUCAUUUGACUGAUGACCCGAAAACAGAUGAUGAAGAUUGGAUGGCUGAUGAUGCUUGUCUCUUACUUGGCAUCAAGAACUCUAUUGAUGCUAAGAUUGUUAGCUUGGUUCGUCAUUGUGGGUAUUGCAAACAAAUUAUGGAUUAUUUGAAGUCUUUAUAUGCUGGAAAGGGUAAUGUUUCUCGCUUAUAUGAUACAUAUAAGUCGUUUUAUACUACUGAUCGCCAAGGGCAAUCUGUUCAGGAUUACUAUAUGCAGCUAAAGGACACCUUUGAGCAAUUAAAUGAAUUGCUACCUCUGAGCACAGAUAUUACGGUCCUUCAAGCUCAACGAGAACAAAUGUUUGUUCUCCGAUUUUUAUGUGGACUCGGUUCAGAAUAUGAAGGAGUCACUUCUCAGAUUCUCUCUAGUGCUGAAAUUCCUGAUGGUGAGGAGGCUCUGACUCGUAUUUUGCGCAGUAAUCUAGUUCUUUCAGCCACUCCUUCUGUUCCUCCUUCUAGUGCUCUUUAUAGCCAAAGGCAUACUUCUGACCGCUCUUUUAAGGGUCCAACAAGGGGGAGCACCCGGGACAUGCGAAGUCCAAAUGAUGGAAGCAAACCUGUUGAAUGCUAUUAUUGUCAUGAGCCUGGUCAUACUAAACGAACUUGUCCUCUUCUAAAGGCCAAGGAGAAACGGUAUCGGUCUGCUCAGGUUGCUACUACUGAUGUUACACCCCCUGCUACACUCUCUGCUCAAUCUUACACUCUUACUGCGGAAGAAUAUGCCAAGUAUCAAGAAUCAUUAGCUUCAAAGCGUUCUUCGUCUGUCACUGCUAUUGCUGAGUCAGGUAAUUCCAAUAAGUGCCUCGUUUCUUCGUCUUCAAAAUGGGUCAUUGAUUCUGGUGCUACAGAUCAUAUGACAGGAUCUUAUGACGAAGCAGAUUAUUGGUAGUGGACGGGAAUCUGGUGGUCUCUACGUUUUGGAUACAACCGUUAGAAGACCUGUUGCUUGUUCUACUGUAUCCGCCCCUUUUGAUGAGCAUUGU